Messenger RNA from Maudiozyma saulgeensis, 3183 nucleotides. The record is from the annotation of a GenBank genome assembly. NCBI's taxonomy places the organism in Eukaryota, Fungi, Ascomycota, Saccharomycetes, Saccharomycetales, Saccharomycetaceae.
AUGUCUGCAUUUGAAUUAUUAAGGAAACCAUGUGUUGACCUGUCGAAAAUAGCAUUUUUACCAAAAAAUGUAUUUGAUCCAAAUAGCAACGACCUUAUCAUAGCACUUCGAGCAGUUGACGACGUCUUACAGAAAUUAAUACCAGGAGAUAAUGGCCACGAUAAGGAAUUGGAGAUGCCUCCACAGCUGGCAGAUUAUAUAUUUACUCCUAUUGGAAGUCUACUGAAACAAGAGUCUCUUUCAAAUACCGCCUCUCAAUACGUUCUUUCGAUAAUAUCAUAUCUGUUAAGAUCAGCCUGGAGUAAACCAGAUUCCUUCCCUGAGGAAUUAGCUAAACAAUUAUUCCCUAUUAUUACGUACUUGAUUGAUGAAUCUCAGGAUGAAUCAAUUUUACAAAGAAGAUCAACUGAAUUCAAACGUGUGGCCGCCACUGUAUUGCUAUCUCUCACUAAGUCCAUUGAAACACAAAAUUAUAGAAAUAAUUUUUUUACUACACAGAAUAAAACAAUGCAACCAAUGGCCCAUUCCAUAACCAUUCUUUUAAAUAUAUUACAACACUCGUCAUCAUCUGCAAAUACUCAACUUGCAUGUAUCAAUACUUUAUCAAUAUUAUACAACAAUAUCAUACAAGAUGGUGAAAUACUUUCAUAUAUUCUCCCAGGUAAUGUAUCUGCCAUAUCCAAAUUGCUUGUCAUUCCAGGUCGUAACGUCAACUAUAAAGUUGUCUGCCAUGCAUUAAAUCUUCUUGAGUCAUUGCUCACAAGAGUUUACGACGAUAUCGAACUGGGUGUUCAAAUCAAUGUAAUUGAAGAUGUGACUGCUUUAACAAGUGAUGAAGGUAAAAUAAAAGAAUUUAAAAAUAAUGAUGUCAUAAUGGGUAGUAAUUUCAAUUUGGAAACAAAUCAUAGAAACACAAGUUGGCUCAAGGGUACUUCUUCUCAAGUUAGGAUUGCUUUCCAAAGUUUUAUACCGAGACUGUUAAAACGUAACAAUAACUUGAUCAACGAAUCAUUAGUACACUUUGCAUCAAAUAUCUUAGCGAGUUGUUCUUUAUCCUUGGUAGUCUGCAAAGAGAUACUGAUAUCGAUAUUGCUUGAAUUACAAGCCGAUCCAAAUUCCCAACUAUCACAAAAUAUACCACUUAUCAAGAACCAAGUAAAUAAAGAAUUACAGCAUCUUCAUACACAUAUACAAUUCGAUACUAGCAGGAGUAUUAAAAUUUUAGAUUUCUCAUUAAGAACACUUUCGACUCACAAUAUAGACAACAAUACUUUGAUGUCUGUGAUUAGUACAAUUAUAAGCAGUCUUGACUCUCAAAAUCAGUCCAGUAAACUUUAUGCUAAUAGAAAAGAAAAUGUUAUCAUAGAACAAUCAAGUAGCAUUAUUGUUUCGGACAGUUUUGACCUUUCCAAGCCAUCACAGUUGGGGGUUAGAGUUUUUCAUAAGUUAACAAAUGAGACUGAAAAUAGUGUAAGAUUGUUGUUGAACCACAUUGGAAAAGAAUUAUCAAAUAAUUAUCUAUUGCAAACUGUUGAAACUUUGAUAUCAAAUAUUGAUCGGAAUGAGCAAUCAUUAAUGAAUCGCACGAUCACAUUAUGGGUCAUAGAUUCUUUGCUCAUGGGGGCUCGCGAGGAUGAAGAAACCAGGCAGGAUGGGGUCGACCAAUAUUUAUCGUUCGAUGAUGAUGACCAGUCUACGGUUUCUGCUGACGUAACAGAAGCAUGCUAUGCUGCCUUGGAGUUUUCGAAUAGUUUAGCAGGUGAGAUUACAGUUGCUACUGAAGGUCGGACAAUAAAUAAAGAACAAGAAGUUAGUCUCUGUACGGCUUUGUCUACCAUCAAGACAGUGUCUUCUCUUUUAAAAUACAAUUUUGAAUAUGAAUUAAUAGAUUAUCUUUAUAUUGUGAUCGAAAGUUUGGCAUCCAGCUCCCCCCAAAUUAGACAUUUUGCUCAGGAAUGUUCCACUGCAAUUGCAAAUGAAUUAUAUGAAGGAGAUAUAAAAGCUUUAAUAUCAGAAAAUAUGGAUUAUUUGAUUGAUACCAUAUCGAUUAAAUUAAACUCUGGCUUGACUGACCGUGUAUGUACAAUGCUAAUGGUAAUUUACAAGAUGGUUGGAUAUAAAGCAAUUGAGGCAUUUAGAGAUAUAUUGGAGACAAUAUUCAAAUUGAUAGAUUUUUACCAUGGUUAUUCUGAAUUGUGUUUACAAUUCUUUCAAUUAUUUAAAGUUGUGGUUAUUGAAAUGAAACAUGCUUAUCUAGAUACGGAGACUUUGCUAUUGAGUGAUGAACAUAUUAUGCCUGCUACAUUUGCUCCAUGGGGUAUAUCAAAUUUUCAGCAAAUGUUGAAUAUAUUGGACCGUGAGUCCGAUGAACAUGAUUUGCUUAAUGGUAAUACAGAUAUAAAAUUAGAUGAGAAUGAACCUAAAAGUUUUCAAGAAUAUUUUGAUCAAAAACUUAAUGAGAUGAAAGCCGAUAGUGAUGACGAAGCUGAUAGUGAUGAUGAAGACGACAAGGAGAAUAAUGAAAUUACUGGUAAUUCAAUGGGAAAUGAUGAAGAAGAAGAAUGGGUGUCCCCAAUUCCUAAAGAAUCUUAUAAAAUUCUGCUGCAAAUAUUUGCUUAUGGGGAUCGGUUAUUAAAACAUAAUUCGAAGCCACUUAAAAUACAAAUUUUGGAAGUAAGUUCAUUAGUCGUCCCUCUUUUAUUUACUCAGUACAACUCCAUGUUGCCACAAGUUGCACAAACAUGGGAUUCUGUGGUUGAAUGUGUAUUUGAUAAAGAUUAUGCUGUUGUUAACUCUGCAUGUAAUUGCGUCAAAGAAAUGAUUCAUUAUUCCGGAGACUUUUUAACUAAGAGGUUCAUAGACUUAUGGGAUUUACUUCAAACGCGAAGUACCCUGUUGCACGAAAUAAACUCUCGUAGUAAGUAUGCGACAAGACACUCUCCAAUAUCCAAAAAUCAAGAUGUUGUCGUUAGGCUAAAAUUGCCUCCUGUUGUUCAAGGAACGUUAACUUCCUUAUCUUUAAUGCUUUUAGAAGGUAUUGCUAUAUCCGAAAUGCAGAUGUCAGAGGACAGCUUGCAAGAAAUGAUCUGCUGUUGUAUCCAAGUAAUUCCGAGUAAACAAAUUACAGGAAAAUCAUUAUUACUAGGUGAUAUAUUAAGUAGUAUCAAAUAUAUAACCAGCUAA